GAGUGGAGGGGGAGCGCGUCGAUGUUCAGUACCACUGGAAUAGUUUGCACGAAAUGAAGUAGAUGGCGAAAAACUCGUUUUAGUGUGUUUUGAUAAAGAGCAGGCGUUGUUGCAACUUGAUGUCAGCACGGCGAUCUUAGUCACUUGCAUAGGAAGAAAUUUAGCCAAAAUGGCUGAAGAGCUGGGGAGCACUUCAGCCAACCCAUCCUGUAAAAUAAUGACAUUCAGACCUAGUAUGGAGGAGUUUAAAGACUUCAACAAAUACUUGGUUUACAUGGAAAAACAAGGUGCACACAGAGCAGGCCUUGCCAAGGUAAUCCCACCAAAAGGCUGGAAACCAAGACGCACUUAUGAUGAUAUUGAUGACUUAGUGAUCCCGGCUCCUAUUCAGCAAAUGGUAACUGGCCAGUCUGGACUCUUCACUCAGUAUAAUAUUCAGAAGAAAUCUUUGACUGUGAAAGAGUUCCGACGGCUGGCCAACAGUGAUAAGUAUUGUACUCCACAAUAUCUCAACUAUGAAGAUUUGGAGAGAAAAUACUGGAAAAAUCUGACUUUUGUAUCUCCAAUCUAUGGUGCAGAUGUAAAUGGAAGUUUAUAUGAUGAGGGAGUUGAUGAAUGGAGAAUUAGCCAUCUUCAUACCAUCCUGGAUGUAAUCGAGGAGGACUGUGGCAUUUCCAUUGAAGGAGUAAAUACACCGUACCUUUACUUUGGAAUGUGGAAAACCACAUUUGCAUGGCACACUGAAGACAUGGACCUGUACAGCAUCAAUUACCUGCACUUUGGAGAGCCGAAGUCAUGGUAUGGAAUCCCACCAGAACAUGGCAAGAGACUGGAGCGACUUGCAGCAGGAUUCUUCCCAAAUAGUGCCCAGAGCUGUGAGGCCUUUCUCCGUCAUAAGAUGACUCUAAUUUCACCAUCAAUUCUGAAGAAAUAUGGAAUUCCUUUUGAUAAGAUAACUCAAGAAGCAGGGGAAUUUAUGAUCACUUUCCCCUACGGCUACCAUGCUGGUUUCAAUCAUGGCUUUAACUGCGCUGAGUCAACAAAUUUUGCCAGCAUGAGGUGGAUAGACUACGGGAAAAUAGCAAAACAAUGCUCCUGCAGCAAAGAUAUGGUCAAAAUAUCAAUGGAUAUCUUUGUGAAAAAAUUCCAGCCAAAUCGAUACCAGGUGUGGAAACAAGGAAAAGAUAUAUACACAAUUGAUCAUACAUUUCCAACGCUGGCAUCAACACCAGAACUGGAUAGCUGGAUAAACAGAAGAAGGAAACAAGCCACUCCAUCAAUGAACAGAUUCCAUCAUCCCCGAUCUCGAUCUAAAAAGGCAAGAGCUCCAGAGGACAAGAGGACACCCAGCAAGUCAGCUGUAAUUGAAGCUGUUGUCAUUGGAGCUGUCACAGAUGGCGUCAAAGUCAAGAAAAAACCCGAGAGGACGGCAGAGAAAGUGGAGCUGCAAGAGAUAGAAGGGCUGUCUGAAGGAGUACAGGAAAGCAUUAGCAAAAUCCAGCAGCUUCACAAGCCAGUAGAUACAAUCCAGUUAUCAGGGGAAAGCAAGACAGAAUCAAGAGGAGAGAAGAACACAAAAACAAAAAACGUUGUGGCAACAGACAAGACUGUAGCAUCCAGCAGUUGUCCAGAUAUCCACUUAUUUGAAAAAAGCCACCUCUCUUCAUUUAGUACCAUCACUUCAGCGAAAGAACAACAGCCAUUUUCAGCGACCACUAAACAAAUGGUGAAUAAAGAAAAUGACAGAAAUCUUCUUAUUUCUUCAGUUCAUGAAUUGAUGCCUGUUGACUCCGCCUCUUAUCAAUUAAUUCAGCUUAGUCACAUGGCUUCUGGGAAAGAAUUUUCAUUGUUUCAACAAAAUAAAGAAGAAGAUAGCCAGACCCUAAAACCUGAGUUCAGUACUUUACUUAAUCUUACUGAAGAGGUGAAACCAAGCUGUUCCUUAGAAGGCAGAGAAGAUGUGUCUUCCAAUCUGGCCUACUGUGCAAAAGACUGCACAAAGUUUUCCAAAUAUUAUAAGUCAGGAGAUACACCACAAGAAGCAAACAAAAAUCUCUGUUUAUCUCCCUCUUCUUUGAUGCAGAAGGACGAGCCGUCUUCGUCUCAAUUUACUGCAAAUAGGACAUGCCUCGAAAAUUCAGAAUUAGUUAAGGAACAUCACUUGGGCCAAAUUGCAGUGAGUGGUGAUAAAGCAAUCACAUUGGAAAACCAAAUAAAAGGCAGACCGUAUGAAAAUUCUGGAAAAAUUAGCUCUGCUGGCACAGAGAUGCAUUUACCAGUUUUACCACAUAUUACAAAAGAAAGCAUGCCCCCCUGUGCAUUGGAAGAAAAGAAAUCACCAGGACAGCCUUUAACACCAGAGCAGAGCAUUGACAUGCCAUCUUUAAGUCCAGUCUUAAGUGACAGGGAAAUUCCAUCGAGUUCUGUGGAAGAUGAUCAACAAGCCCCAGUACUCAGCAGAGAAGAAACAGCUUGGCCUGAGGCACUCCACUCUGUGAAUGUGCCUAAUGUAGGACUAAAUGAAGAGUCUGCGUCUGCACCUUCAGAUCACUUAGUUGAAACUGUAGUUGGAGGGCAUAACAAAGAAGUGACAUAUCUACCACCAGAAGCAAAUUUAAAUGUAAGGUCUAUGACUUCAGAAUGUAAUGAGGAGCACCUCUCAGCUGUAGCUGCUGCUGAAAACAAAAGCAUCUCAGCAGAUCAAGGCAGUGGCAUUCUGCCUUUAGUGGCAGGUUUAGAUGAUGUAAGUGGCAAGUCAGAACAGAGUGAGAUUUUGAGCUCUACGUCUAAUAUGUAUAAAGAUGAAGUAGCUUCUUCCAUUCCAGUUCUUUCUAACAGGAAUAUCCUUGAGAAUGAAGCAGCAACCAAAGAUUUGCAUGCCAUUGCAGAAACAUUGGAGGGAGACCCUCAAAAUCCUUAUAAAGGUGCAGUCUGUCCAGCCCAAAGGAUAGAAUUAAAACCUUUUGUAGUUAAGGCAUCCAAAGAUGAACCUGCUACUUGUAAUCAAGUGGCAUCACAGGCCACAAAAAUUUGGAAAAAAUCAAAUUCUCAGACUUUCAGAAAUUCAAAUGACGCUGACACUACCAAAAUCCUUAAGUCACUGGAUAAAGAUGACACACAGAAUGUCAAAGUUUGCAUUAAUUUGAAUCCUCAGGCUUCAGAUAUUUGGCAUGAAUUGAGCUGCAAUUCCUCCUCUGAUACUUUAAAGCUAAAUUCAGAGAAUCUUAAAACGAGUCAUCAUAAAAAAACUGACUUUUUGAAUAAAAAAGAUCCACACCGGACAGAGUCUAAUGUUUCAGAGUCCUUUCCUCUCUGUCUUGAAAUAUCUCAGCAUCAAACAGAAUUAGAAGCUUUAAACUUGUGCCAAGGUUCAGCUAAUCAAAGGACAGCAACUUACAGCCAAAAUCUGAGCACAUUACCUGAGCAUUCUGUCAUAAAUACGGAAAAUGAACGAGAUGAUGAAACCAGCAGUGGAUCCUCAGAAGACGAAAAUUUGAGUGAUGCUGCUACUGAAGAGAAUGGUCUGGAGCCUGGGGAAAUACCUAGUUUUCCAGAUCAAAUUUUAAUUGAAGUUGGAGAGAAUACAGCUACUAAGAAUCAGAAGCAUCCUUUAUCAUCUCAGUCUCCUGUGACUGUGAUGCAAGAAGAGCUUUGUAAUACUGAAGAAAUACCAACUGUUUCUCCGGCUGAAAACGAUGAACAGGAAUGCGAGCCAUGGGCCAAACCCCUUGUGCAUCUAUGGCAAAACACAGAUCACAGUUUUCAAGCAGAGAGGGAAUACAAUGCUAAAGCUGCCAAAACUAAGCCUUAUUGUGCUAUCUGCACACUAUUUAUGCCAUACUACCAGUCAGAAGACAAAUCAGAGAAUGAUUCAAAAGAAGCAGAGCUGGAUACCAAACGCUGUCCAGUAACAAAGAGAUUUAAGACCAAACCACUCAUCCCAGAGAUAUGUUUUGCAUAUGGAGAAGAAAAGGCAGAAUCGUGUGCUCCUAGCCCAUUUCUGGAUGAAGAUGGCUUAAGUGCACUAAUAUCAUGCAGGAAGUGCUGUGUACAGGUUCAUGCCAGCUGUUACGGGGUCUGCUCAGCUGAACAUCAUAAUAGCUGGUUCUGCAAUCGAUGUAACACAGAAGCUUGGAAAGCAGAGUGCUGUCUCUGCAAUUUAAGGGGUGGAGCACUGAAGCAGACUACUGAUGACAAAUGGGCUCAUGUGAUGUGUGCCUUGGCUGUGCCUGAAGUGAAAUUUGGUAACCAAAGUAAGCGUAAUUCUAUUGACACAAGCCACAUACCACUUCAGAGGCUCAAGCUGAAAUGCAUCUUCUGUCGGAAAAAAUUCCCAAAAGUGUCAGGAGCUUGUGUCCAGUGCUCAUAUGGUCGGUGCCCAACAGCCUUUCAUGUGACCUGUGCUCACGCAGCUGGAGUGACAAUGGAGCCAGAUGACUGGCCAUAUGUGGUCUAUAUCACCUGUCACAGGCAUAAAAGCAGUCACUCUGUGAAAAACAAACCAUGCAUGAAGAACAUCUCGAUUGGACAGACUGUAAUUACAAAGCACAAAAACCUAAGGUACUACAGCUGCCGGGUUACCAAAGUUAUCUCCCAGACGUUUUAUGAAGUCUUGUUUGAAGAUGGCUCUUUCAGCAAUGAUACAUUUCCAGAAGAUAUUGUUAGCAAGGACUGUCUUCAGCAAGGUCCUCCAACAGUUGGUGAAUCUGUUCAGGUCAAGUGGCCAGAUGGUCUGUGCUAUGGGGCUAAAUUCUUAGGAUCUAAUACAUCACACAUGUAUCAGGUGGAGUUUGAAGAUGGCUCUCAGCUUCUAGCAAAGAGAGAAGAUAUUUAUACUUUAGAUGAGGAACUCCCUAAAAAGGUCAAAGACCGUCUUUCUACGGCAUCCACCAUGCGUUUUGAAGACACUUUUUGUGCAGAAGACACGAUGCAAGGGCAAAGGAAAAGGAAACGAGUAUUGAGCUCAAGAUUUAAAAAUGAAUAUGUUGAUGACCCGGGAUACCGGACCUUCCUUAAAAGCAGCUUCAAACAUCAGGGACACUAGGGACAAUAAGAAAAGAAGCCAUUGAAGCCAUUUCAUCAUAAAAGGAUGGGAGUAAUUAAUUUUUUGAUGGUUGAUCAUGUAAAAUUUCUUCUAAAACAUUGAUAUAAAUCAGGGAAGUGUAUUUGCUCACACUAGAUUUCACACACAAUAAAUACUUACACCAUGUAUAAAUUAUGUGUUUCAUUAUCUGUUUUUUUACACAUCAAAGAUAUUAAAACAUAUUUAUGCUUAUUUUGUAAAUGUUUUAAUAUUUUCAACUCUUGUAUUUUUUAAAGAUUUCUAAGCUGAGUAGCAUUUUGUUCUCUCUCUUUAUUCUUCUUCUAGAAUGCUUACCUACUGUGUAAUUUAGCAGAUUUUCUAUAUUUAAAUAAAGUACAAAGAGUAAAGUUUCUAUUAUUUUUCAGGCAUGUCGAAAAGUACCUUCUACUGUUUUGUGAUUUAUUUUUUCCCUUAAGAUUAAUAAUUUUUUCAUGUUUAUAAUCGGAAGUAUAUUUCCCCUUUUUGUAAUUUAUUUGGGCUUCCUUUAAAAAUAUUGUUGACUAAUGAACAUUCAAAAAUAAAGAUGGUAGUUUUGUCAUG
Molecule: messenger RNA, 5623 nt
Organism: Erpetoichthys calabaricus (reedfish)
Lineage: Eukaryota; Metazoa; Chordata; Cladistia; Polypteriformes; Polypteridae
Product: lysine-specific demethylase 4C-like
Exons: 22
Coding region: 170-5044 (1624 amino acids)
Biological process (GO): chromatin remodeling
Cellular component (GO): nucleus
Molecular function (GO): histone H3K9 demethylase activity; histone H3K36 demethylase activity
Source: RefSeq, a predicted model, not a curated record